This is a messenger RNA of Populus euphratica (Euphrates poplar), 2120 nucleotides long. Its product is annotated as scopoletin glucosyltransferase-like. NCBI's taxonomy places the organism in Eukaryota, Viridiplantae, Streptophyta, Magnoliopsida, Malpighiales, Salicaceae. Bases 259 to 1797 code for a protein of 512 amino acids. The transcript is spliced from 3 exons. The record is from RefSeq and is a predicted model, not a curated record. Gene Ontology annotation, molecular function: UDP-glucosyltransferase activity.
GUACGAUUACACCUUAGAAAAUUAAAACUACCUUGUCUGAAAUUUUUCAACCAAAACACCGACACGGUUGGCUUCUGAGAAACCUCAGGUAGACAGUCAGCCUCGUUCCCAACUACCAUGUUUUAACUAACAGUCAAAACAAUCCUUUGUUAGUCCAUUUCUUUCUGAUUAAGUCUUCUUCUCCUUCUUCCUCUAUAAAAAGCUAGCUGCGAAGGAGUUAGAUUUUCAGGUAAACAAAAGAAACCAGGAUUAUCAGUCAUGACUCAAGAGAUAUGGGUUGUUCCAUUUUUUGGGCAGGGCCAUCUCCUACCAAGUAUGGAACUUUGCAAACACGUGGCAUCAAGAAACUUCAGAACCACCCUUAUCAUUCCCUCUAACUUCUCCUCCGCUGUCCCCUCCUCUAUUCACCAAUAUCCAUUACUUGAAGUAGCUGAAUUACUCUCUUCUCCACCACCUUUGCAGCAGCAUCCAGGACCCGACCCGCUUCUCCCUCCCCACAAGCAUCACAACCAGAUGGCACAAAGCCUUGAAAACCUCAUUUCAACCCGAUCACUGAACCCGGUGUCAAGACAACCCGCUUGUGUUAUUGUUGAUGUUAUGAUGAGCUGGACUGCUGAAGUUUUUGCAAAGUUUGAGGUUCCAACCAUUGGGUUCUUUACAUCUGGUGCGUGCUCGGCAGCCAUGGAGUAUGCCAUGUGGAAGGCCCACCUGGAUGACUUGAAGCCUGGAGAGAUCCGUUUACUUCAUGGUUUACCGGAGGAAAUGGCUCUUACACACUCCGACCUUAAGAGGAGGCCCCACGGGCCUCCGGGUGGUAGAGGAGGUCCACCUGGCUUGGGCGGACCACCCGGUCCAAUGGGUGGUUUUCCUAGACCACCAGGUGAUGUGGGCCCUUCUAAAAUGAUGGGUCCACCCAAACCCGGUGCACCACCACCAUGGUUGGAGGAAGUGAAGGGCUCGAUUGCAUAUAUGAUCAAUACAUGUGAUGAUCUUGAGCACCCAUUUAUUCAAUAUCUAGUUGAUCAAGUUAAGAAACCAGUUUGGGAUAUUGGUCCAUUAUUACCCGAGCUAUAUUGGAAAUCGUCUGGUUCACUUCUUCAUGACCACGAAAUUCGAACCAGCCGGCGGUGUAAUGUCACCGAAGAGGAAGUGAUAGCAUGGUUGGAUUCAAAACCACCUGGUUCGGCAGUAUAUGUGUCAUUCGGAAGUGAAGUGGGUCUUGAAAUGGAGGAGAAUCGGCAUUUGGCAAACGCACUGGAAGCAUUAAACCGGCCAUUUAUUUGGGUGAUCCAACCUGGUUCGGGGAGACCAGGUCCACCACCAGGAUUACCUAGUGCUGAUACUGAAGAAGAUUAUUUUCCUCGUGAUCUAGACAAAAGAGUAGGUCAAAGAGGCAUGAUAAUACGUGGAUGGGCACCACAGCUGUUGAUACUAAGCCAUCCAUCAGUCGGUGGAUUUUUAUCGCAUUGUGGAUGGAAUUCUACCAUGGAAGCUAUUGGACUUGGUAUCCCAAUUUUAGCAUGGCCUAUCAGAGGUGACCAGGACUAUAAUGCCAAACUGAUAGUGAAGCAUCUCAAGGUUGGGUGCAUGAUUUCUGAUGAUUUCUCACAAUCGAUCGAGAAAGAUGAUAUAAUCAAGGGAAUAGAGUGUCUAAUGACAGACGAAGAUGUCAAGAAGAGAGCAGCUUUGCUUAGUGCUAAAUUCAAGCAUGGGUUUCCAGCGAGCUCAGUGGAUUCUCUAGAUGCCUUCAGAGAUUUCAUAAACCAAAGGGGCAGUCGUUUGAGCUCAGCAACUUGAUCUGGCUAUGGUUAAUAACCUUAUCCGCCAUGUGCUGUACAGAACAUGGCUGGCAUGCGUGUCUGCUACAUAGAAAAGAGUUCAAGAAUUGUUGAUCGUACUUUUCCAUCGACAAUUGUCCAAAUCUGAAUGAGGAAUUUGGACAGUGCAAUCUUUGAGCUUUAAGCACGUAAAGGAAUGUGAUGGUAUAAGCAGAGCUGCAGGUGCACGGAUGAUCCAACGUUACUAAAUUGUAUUCCAAUCUAUUGUGAAAUUUGUCUAGGAAUACAGUAAUAUUAUCUAUAUAUACUUUUUAUUUUUUAAUUUUUAAAGCUUUACUUGAA